AUGGAUCCUGUAUCACUUAUUCUUGGCAUAACACCUCUUUGUAUAAGCGCCAUAAAAGGUAUCAAAGCAGCCAAGGCCACACUGAAAACACUGCGACAUUCCAAGUCGGAGCUCAAAAGGAUAAGGAAAAAGUUUACAAAGGAAACACAUGUAUUCCUCGACGAAUGCCAUCUCCUACUGCAGGAGAUUGUCGACCCCGCUGAUGUCGUUUUCAUGAUAGAGGAGCCAGACAAUCCCUUGUGGUCUUCGGCUCAGCUAGACGAGCAGAUCAAGACGUAUCUUGGCAGGAGGCACGAUGAUUUCAAGGAUGUGAUGCAAGACAUUCACGAUAUCAUCAUGUCUCUUGACAAGGAAUUGAGUCUCGUGUCUUUCGAAACAACAGAGACUACUACAACUCAACGUAUCAAAGGAGCUAUUGAUGUGACACAGCAUAAAUCGAAAUGGCUGGCAAAGAUUGAAAACAUCAACGAGCUCAAUCAAGAUUUGAAGAGGCUACGCAAGACGGCCAAGCAGAUUCAGCAAGCAAAGCCAAGAAUUCAGAAACACGAGACGAGGCAGAUACCGACAUAUUAUGAACACUUGUCGCCAUACACUCGAUCCUUUUACCAAGCCUUGACGCAAAACUGGUCUUGUUCUCAGUCGAGACAUGUUUAUCACGACCUGGCUCUGUUCCUAGGUCAAGCUGGAGAAACAGUCGACUUUCUGAUGCGCAACCGAUCAGUAUCGGGCUUCAAAACCACUACCGAUACGGUCAAGCUAAACGUCAUGUCCCAAAAGAUAGCGGAUCGUCUCCAAGCACCAUUGACACCAUGUUCAAGCGUGGCGUCUCUGUCUUCUUGCGAUGCUCCGCGGCCCAGCAAGAGAUUGAGAGUGAAGGAUGUCGACGAAGUCUCGCAAGCAUCAACGCUCACGGCCAAUACAAUAACCAUAAUCGAACCAAGUCUGACCUGUCAAUGUGCUCCCUUGGACCUGUCCCAAGCAGAAGAUGUGUGCGGCACCAUCUCCCAAAAGACAAACACGCUAACGCUUCCUACUGCAUCCGUACUGUAUAUUGAUGAUGAGACUGGUUUUCGGCAUGUGCUUGGGCAUGGAACCGAUACCUGGCCAAGUGUGACCCUUUCCAACCAAAGCUCAUUUCCUCUCCACACCGUCUUGCAACAAUCAAUCGCCAAUAACUUGUCUAUACCUGACCAGCUUCGACUUGCAUUGGCACUGGCCCGCGGCAUGCUCCUCUUUAAUCCAAGUCCAUGGUGGCAAUCGUACUGGAGCCUCGAAAACAUCUACUACUUUCCGAGCAACAAUGACGAUACAGACCUGGCCACAAGUCUGCAGACUCUACAUUUGAGCGCCCAGAUUAAUUCGACCACGGCAGUGAGAGACGAGUCCUACAUGCACGAAAAGCUCAGUCCCGCUGAACCUCAAGAUGGCAGCGACGAGGCCCAGCUGCUCUACGGAAUCCGCAACCUGGCGCUCUACAGCCUCGGCGUCGCCCUGCUGCAGAUUGACCGAUGGAGCAGCGCAAUGAGCGCCGACGACGUCGUCGCCAUCCGGAGACUGGCGCGCCAGACGUCGCGGAUGGGACCCAGAUUCCAAGAGGUUGUGCGCAAGUGUAUCGACUGCGAUUUCGGGCAAGGCGGUGACCUGGAGAAACCGACGUUGCGCAAUGCCGUGUAUGGUUCGGUCAUUUGUGAGAUUGAAGAUCUUGUUGCACGGAUUUGCGAAAAGUGA
Pestalotiopsis fici W106-1 is the source of this 1728-nucleotide messenger RNA. RefSeq lists its product as uncharacterized. The coding region runs from base 1 to 1728 and encodes 575 amino acids. NCBI's taxonomy places the organism in Eukaryota, Fungi, Ascomycota, Sordariomycetes, Amphisphaeriales, Sporocadaceae. The record is from RefSeq and is a predicted model, not a curated record. The transcript is spliced from 4 exons.